Dentiscutata erythropus is the source of this 1203-nucleotide messenger RNA. NCBI's taxonomy places the organism in Eukaryota, Fungi, Glomeromycota, Glomeromycetes, Diversisporales, Gigasporaceae. The record is from the annotation of a GenBank genome assembly.
AUGUUCAUUAAACAAUUGUGUAGUGAUUCUACACCACAAAAUGAUAUUCAAAAUCCAAUAAUAAAUAUAUCUUCACCAUACGUUUCUGAUCAGGAAUCAUCAAAGGUUAAAUUAAAUUGGAGAAAAGACUCUCAAGAACUUGAGGAUGAUUUAGAAAGUAACAAUGGAUUUAAUAAUUACUUAGAAAGUACUAAUGGAUUUAUAAGCCGGUUAAAGAGUGAUACUGAAUUUGAAAAUUGCUUUGGGAAUAAUAAUGAAUUUGCAAAUAGAUUAGGAAGUAGCGAUGAAUUUGAAAAUGAGUUAGGAAGUGAUGAUUUAUUUGAAAAUGAGUCAAUAAAUUAUAAUGAAAUUGAAGAAAGUAAUUAUAGAAUUGAAAGUGGAUUAGAAAGCGAUACUGAAUUUAAGAGUGAUUCAAAAAGUAAUGAUAACGAUUCAUGUAUAACAGAUAUAAGUUCUACAACUUUUGAAGACAAUGAAGAAAGUAUACCUUUUAUACCUUCUGAAGUUGCUGUUAUAAUUCGUCUCUUCAAAAUUAAAGUGCAGAACAAUCUUACUGAUGAAGUUUUUCAGAAAGGUGUAGAAUGUUCAAGUGCUAAUUGCAAAGAUAAAUUUAUAUUGCAUGGUUGUGUGUUGUCUUGGUCUGGUGAUAUGCCUGCACUUACAAAAUUAAUGGGUCUUACAGGACAUAAUUCAUAUAGUGAAUGCCGUUACUGUAACAUAGUAGGUAUUUAUUCUUCUCAUGUAUAUUAUCCUACUAAACCACCAAGAGGUAAAGAAGGUAAAACAUAUGAUCCAGCAAAUCUGCCACUUAGAACUCAUAAUGAGUUUAAAAGAAGAAUACAAGAAAUUCAAACAAAAUCAGAACAAAAUCAAGCUAUAAGUGAAUUGAGAAAAAUCAAAGAACAUUUCUCUACUACAUCUGAUGUAUCUGGUCUACAGCUUAUAUCUUUCAGCAGAACAGGAACAAAAUAUGGACGGCUCAGAACUAAAGAUGGCCACUAUAUUGGGUCAAAGUGGAUUUGUCGGAAUAAAGACUGGUCACGUGUUAACUAUACAGUUAUGGUUAAAAUAGAAGUAGAUAUUUAUGUGAACUAUCUGAACCGAUUAUUAGUAUUUAAAGUUCAAGAUUUUUAUGCUAUUGUUGAAUAUUACUUAGUUUAUGAAUUUGAAGAAUCUAAAGUAAUGUUAGCCUAUAUCCAGUGA